AUGGGCGGGCAAGCUAAACCCGCAGAGGUGAGACUGGGGGAGGCACAGCAGCGGGAAAGCAGUUGACAGGGAGAGGCAGAGGAGAUUUGUCGUUGAGGCGGCAGCAAGGCAGCUCACAUUUCAGUCAACGGUCAGCUGCUGCCUGGGGUGGCUGUGGCUGUGGGUGGUGGGUGCUAUAGUUCCUGACUCUCUGCCUGUCUGCUUGUGUGUGCAGGUGUGUGUAGAAGGCCUGACAGACAGUGUGGCUGUCUGCACACUGCAGCAGCAGCAGCAACACAAGGAGGGGGUCGUGACGAGCAGAGGUAUUUCGAAGGAACGAGGAUGGGCACACUCAACACACGGAGGGAGUCCUGCUGAGCGGCCGUCUGUCUAUCUGUCCGUCCGUCUGCCUAUCUUUGUGUGUGUAGAGGAUGGGCAAUUGUGCGUCGCGGCCCAGCGAUGUGGCCGUCCCUCACCCGCCACAACACGUAGCCCCGGCACACACAGAUGGAGAGGGAUUCCCUGCAGCAGGUGUGUAUCUCUCUCUAUUGUAUGUACUUGGUUGCAGAGGGAGGUGGUGAGAUCGGCUGUCAAGGACAAGGCGGCCAAGCAGCACCAUCAGCCGCAUCAUCCGAGAGAGAAUGGCCAGACAAAUUCACAUGGAGAGAUGGCGAUGGCGCAGGUGCGCUUAUCGACACAUACGCAUGAUACCGUCCACAGCACCUCACUUCUGCUCGUCUCGUGUAUGUGCUGGUGUAGAAUGACGUGCGCCACAACAACCAUAACCAUGUGCAGCAGCUGUCGGCAUCGUCAGCAGCGUCAGCGUCAGCCUCGUCGUCCAAGAAUGAGGGCGGCGGGAGGCCAUCACAACCACCACCGUUGCCACAGCAGCAGCAGCAGCAGCAGCAGCAAACAGAGGAGCACCAGAUGGUACGAGAAAUGGACAGACACCCUGAGCGUAGUCUGAGUCAGCCAAUCGUUGUGUGUGGUGAUGUGUGUGUGCAGGUGUGCGUCCCUGCGGCAGCCGCGGCGGCGAGCGACAGCAAGUCUGCGGACAACGGCACCACACGCGAUGAGGUAUGCAGGCCUGUCAGUCUCUAACUGUUUAUGAGAGACGGAUGAGAAUGCCUUGCGUGUGUGCCUUGUUGUGAAUGUGCAGACGCCGCUGGAGCAGCAGAAUGGGACCCACCCGCAGAUUGUGGAGCUGCCUGCAAAGACCAGCAAUGGUACACACACACAUACACACACACACACACACAUAAAGAGGCAGACAGACCGUUUCUGUGCUUCUGUUUGGUGUGCCUGUGUGAAUGAGCAGACGACCACAGUGAGAAGAAAACGGAUGUCAGUAACGGCAAUAAUAACAACAACAACGGCACCAGCAGCAGCAGUGGACAGGUGCGCACGUGUGCGCAUGGGUGUGGUGUGGCAGGUCGAUGUGCUGAAUAUGUGCCACAUACGCUCUCUCUCUCUCUCUCUGUGUGUGUGUGUGUGUGUAUGCCUCCAAUCAUCAGCUGCCCCCCACCCCCCCGACCCCACCAGCCGUCGAUAACAACAGCGCCUGCUCAGAAGAGGUACGUUAUCUGCGCCUAUCCCGUUCCGUUCCCCAUUUACCCCUGUGUCCGCUUCUUGUUUGUUUGUGUGUGUGGUGUCAUCAAUCAAUCAGGAGCUGCUGUACCGUGCGAGUGACGAGAUUCGCUUCAUCAAGGAAUACGACACCACCUAUGUCGACGAGAACGUACGUCUAUUCUACGCACACAGCUGUGGACACAAUGGACAGAACCCUUACUGUGUGUGUCGGUGUUGUUGUCAAUCAAUCAGGGGUGUUAUUAUUUGGUCAGCGCCCAGUGGAUCGCCUCGUGGAAGAAAUUCGUCCAAAAGAGGUAGGUGCCAGCGGAAGGCGUGCUGACACACACAGACACACAGACAAACAGCCAACUGUGUGAACGCCUCUCUCUCUCUGUGUGUGUGUGUAUGUGUGUGUGUGCAGCGGCCCCCUGCCCGGCCCAAUCGCAAAUGGUGUGUUUUUUGACGCGCAGGGGAAUCUGCGCAACGGGCUGCAGUGCUCGGCCGACUACCGGUACGCACGCACACACACUCCCACACUCACAGAUAUGCAACGGGGUCUGUGUGCUCGUAUGUGUUGGUCCAGAGGUGUCAAUUCGUCUAUCUGGCGCUUCUGGCUCGCACGCUAUGGGUACGUACACUCCACCGACACGCUCCCCCUUGUGUAUACCCAUCAGUGUGUGUCUGUUCGUGUGCGUGCGCGCGUGCAGUGGCGGGCCCAUUGUCAAGCGUAUGCGGCUGGAGAUCUACGGUGACAAGCGAAUGAGCACACCACACCACACCAUCCCACACGCAUGUCGCCUCUUCCCUCUGGGGUGUGGUGUGUGUGCGGCACAGAUCCGCCCAUCGCUGCUGUGCCGGAGGACUCAAUGCCGCCGGCCCACUUGUCCGGUAUGUCUGAAUGCCUGUUUGUCUGUCUGUCUGCCCACACUUGCGGCAAGGGGGAUGCAUCUAUGUGUGUGUGUGUGAUUGUGUGCAGGGUACACGGACCUUGCUCAGGUGUACGCUCGCGCGCGGCGGCGAGAACGGUACCUACACAAACACCCACCCUCACACAAACACCCACCCGGACAUCUGUGUGUCCCCCCACUCACACAGGGAUGGCUACUCCCAUUCCAGCGGGCCAAGCAGGUGCGCACUGAACUGAACACGUGUGUGCCGUCACUCGCCUCUGUGUGUGUGGCGCCUGUGGGGAUGCAGGCGGUCGAGCAGCGAGAGAGAGCGAGAUCGGGAUCGAGAUCGCGACCGUGAGCGGCGGCACCAUCGGCACCACUCUCAUUCUCACUCCCACUCUCACGCUCACACGCCAAACGGCCACGUUGAGUACACCGAACGGUCAGCCUACACCCACACACAUACACUAUGGGCCUCGGUGGAUGGAUGCAUGGAUGGAUUGAUGCAGGCGCCGAUCGUCUUCACGGAGACACAGAGGCCGUGACGACAGGUGCAUACCGACGGAUCACACACACAGAUGCACAGGUUGAUGCGUCUGGUGUGGUGUGGUGUGGCUGCAGCGAGCUGCCUCCCCAUCCCCCCACCAGCAGCGACCGCCUGCCGUCACUGCCCUACCACGCGUACAUGCCCACACACACCACACACGCACACGCGCUCAUUCUGCCCUACACCCCAUGUGGUGACACGUGUGUGCGUGUGUGUGUGUGUGUGUGUGCAGCAACUCGCCCUAUGCCGUCAGCGCCCCUGCACUCGACAGGAAACGAAGGGGUACGCUUCGCUUGCACUGCACGUGUGUGCCUCUAUCUGACGGUGUGUGUCGUCUCUUCGUGUGUGUGUGUGUGUGUGUUCAGAGCACCGGAGUGGCUCGUUUUCCAAUGGGGACAGCUCUCGCGACCGGGAUCGGGACACGACCAGCGGUGCGCAUGACGCUUCGAUGCGCCCAUAUAUGUGUCUGCACACACGUGUGUGUGUGUGUGUGUGUGGUUGUGCAGGGCUGUCGCGUUUCCCCGCUGGCCUGGCCAACCUCGGCAACACGUGCUUCAUGAACGCAUCGCUGCAGGUACGCUACGCUCGCACCUCAUCAACUCCACUUCACGGACACAUCCACGUCAACAUAUGUGCGUCUCUCUCUGCGAGCAGUGUUUCGCCGGCAUCCCAUCGUUCGCCAAAGGCUUCAGAGAAAAGUACGCACACUCACCUCACCCACAUUCCUAUAGACCCACACACACAUCCAUCCAUCCAUCCCUGUCUCCCUUCCUGUGUGUGUGAUUUCCACACCAGCGUGACGACCGACUCAUCAGAGUUGACGCGGAGUCUCUUGGACGUGCUCACCGAGCUCAGCCUGACGCCGCCGAGACGCUCCUACUUCUCAUGCAACGGUACACACCCACAAUCUCACUCAGAUGCACUCACAUCCACGCCAACACAUGGAGGCCUUGCCUUCACGUGUGUGUGUGUGUGCAGGUCUGCUGUCUCAGCUGCGGCGCACUGUGUCGCCGCUUUUUUUCGACUUUCAGCAACAGGGUACUGCUGCUGUUGUGUGGGGCGAUGGUUGGGUGUGGUGGUGCACUGCAGCAUACCAUUUUAUUACGUGUAUGUCCAUUCCAUGUCAUGUGUGGAUCUGAUGUGUGUGUGCAGAUGCGCAUGAGUUUAUUCGUCUGUUCCUGGACACGCUGCACGAAGACAUGAAGGAGGGGGUACGGGCAUAGUACACACACGCACAUCCCUCCCUCCACAUAUGGAUGCCGUCUGUGUGUGUGUGCUGUGUGUGUUUGUGUGUGUGUGUGUGUUUGAUAGGAUCUGUCUCCGUGUUCGCUGGAGGACUUCGAGCGCCAGCUCAAGAAGGAGGGCGUCAACUCGCAAAUCGAGGUCAACACACAUACACAGAGGGAGAGAGGGAGAGGAACACGUGUGUAUGUGCAUGUCUUUGUGUAUGUGUGUAUGCGUGUGACGAUUGUGCAGGCAGCCGAGCGCUGGUGGAGCCACUUCCUCGAGAGCAACAACACCCUCAUCGCAGAGACCUUCUCGGGACAGGUAACCACUCACACCCACAACAAUACGCUCCUGUCCAUCCGUCUCUUCCUCGGUGUGUGUGUACCUGCAGCUGCGUUCGCGCGUCAAGUGCACCAUGUGCGGGACCACCAGCGACACAUUCGACCCCUUCUUCGACUUGUCGCUGCCACUCGAACGGGUAACUACGUGUGUGUUGACGGAGGUCCCUCAUGUCGUUCGUGUGCCCACAUCCAUCCAUUCAUGUGUGUGCGUGUUUAGGCGCCGCGUCUGUCGCUUCACACGUGUGUGGAGAGCUUCUUCGACGAAGAGAUACUCGGACAGGUCAGCAAGGAGACAGAGCGAUGGACGUGUCCGCGGAUGGAUUGAUGGAUGGAUGGAUGAGUGUGCGGUUGGUGCAGCCCGGCCACCAGCACUACUUCUGUGAGGUCUGCAAGCAGAAGAGACGGGUACGCACCCAUGCACACCCACACACAAAAAGAAAACCCCCAGAAUGGUCUAUGUCUGCCCUCACCACCCACCCACAGGCGACCAAGCAGCUGUCCAUCACACAUGUGCCCAAGCUGCUCCUCGUCCACCUCAAACGGUACGCGCCUUACACUAGACACACACAAUACGCACAGCCCACGAAGUAUGUGUGCCCUCUCUGUGUGUGUUCGUUGGUGUAGGUUCUCCUCAACGUUGACCAAGGUGCGGACGGCGGUGGACAUCCCAAUGAGACUCGAGAAGGGCGAAUGGAUGGACAAGUGAGCCGGGAGGGAGGGAGGGAGGGAUGACAGGGAUGGAGAGGGGGGAGGGAGCUUUAGACACACGCGUGACCGGUGAUGUCUGCUUGUGUGUGUAGGUUCUUCUGCGGCGCUGAGUAUGACCUCCUGGGCGUGGUGCAGCACACAGGUAUGCACACGGCACACCUACACAGACAUACAGAUGUGUUCAUUGACCCACUCGCCCGUGUCUGUGUCUGUCUCUGUCUUUGUCGCGUCCAUGCAGGCGUGUCGCAGGGUGGACACUAUGUGGCCUAUGCCAAGCGCAACAGCAAGGUCGGUGGGAAGGCACACACAUCCCAACACACAGCUGCUGAUGUGAAGAUUCAUGGACUCUCGCUCUCUCUCUCUCUCUCUCUGUGUGUGUGUGUGUGUGUGCAGUGGUAUCUGUUUGACGACGACCGGGUGCAUUUGGUGUCUGCCGAUGAGGUGCAGCGGGCCGAGGCCUACUGCCUCUUCUACAUGAAGGUCGAGCGAGACGACAAUGAGCAGCAAAGAUGAUGAAGGCACGUGUGUCCAUCCACCACAUAUACAUGGCCACACACGUGAGGUGAGUCAGGCCGCCGACGGUUGAUUGCACAUCUAGACCGUCGAUCGUAGCUGCCAGUGGUG
Vitrella brassicaformis is the source of this 5885-nucleotide messenger RNA. The record is from the annotation of a GenBank genome assembly. NCBI's taxonomy places the organism in Eukaryota, Vitrellaceae.